CAGGAUGGCGAAAGCAAAACAAGUUCAAUUACAGAUUGAUAUCACCUCCGAUGAGGAAUGGGAGAAGUUUCUUCAGCGAGAUGGUCUUCUUGUUGUGGAUAUCUACUCGGAAUGGUGUGGUCCAUGCUUGGCAAUGCAGGGAAACCUCAAGAAGAUAAAACUUGAGAGUGGGGGUGAUUUUCUACACCUAGGAAUGGCUAGAUCAAAUAAUGUGGAAGCCCUUAAACGUUUCCGUAAUAAAUCUGAACCAACAUGGAUGUUCAUCGCUAAAGGUCAACAAGUAGGUUUACUUUUCGGUUCAAAUGCACCAGAAUUACAAAGGAUGAUUAUGGAUGAAAUGGUUAAAGAAAAAGAAUGUUUGGAAGGUAUACGCACACGUCCCCAGCGUUUACCAGAAGAAAACUCCGAGCAGGAACAAGCAACAUUCGAAAAACACGCUAAGAUUGAACAGGAUCGUGAAAGGGUUAAAGUGGAGAAAGCCCAGAGGCAACUCAAAGACAGGCGAAUUGCUCAGGCUAAAAAUAUAUUGGAUACAAUGGCGCAUCUUGGAUUAAUCAUCAUUUUCCCGCAUGCUGUUAAAAAAAGCAGUGAUAUUUUGGAUGAAUUUUUACCUCAUACGGGUAUAGCCAUCUCCAAAAAAGAAAGACCUCAACUUACAGAGGAAGCUAUAGAAGAUAUCGAGUUUCUAUCACCUGAUAAGAUGCCUGAAGCAUGCAAACAUCACCUUUGCAGUGAAAGAGCUUUAGCAUUGAUGUUAACGGUUGAUCAAGAGAUGAAUCCUGGUCCUUUAGAUGAAACCAUAUUAAAAUUUGCUUAUGGAGCUACUAAGAUAGCUCCAGGGGAACCAGGGACACCCGCUUAUUCAUUGUUAAAAUCUCAGGUCACGAAAAAGAUCCAGGAGGAAGCUGAAGCUAUCAAACAACAACAAAUGCAAGCCAUGUUGGAGUUAGAUGAAGGUAUAGACCAACUUGAAGAAGAAGAAGUAGAGGUAGAAGAAGAAGCAGAAGAGGAAGAAGCGGAAGAAGAACAGGUGGCUGAGGUAAUAGAUCCCAAUGAGUUUAGACGUGUAAGUUCCACCUUUAGCCCAACGGCUAUUACAAUUGAGAUUGAAGAUUUAGUUGAAGAGGAAGUUGUGGAGGAAGAAGUAGACGAGGCGGAUCUAUGGGGUCUAUGGGCACCUGCGAAUGACUUGGUUAAGUCUACAGCGUUGAAGUAUUGCUUCCCAUUGAUUACUUCGGCGUUGAUACUGCCGGAACCGGAACCAGCGCCUGCGCAUCUUGCGAUUGCGUUUGAAGUGUUCAAGAAGCAUGAUAUCUACAAGGUUAUGGAUGAGUAUGAGAGUGAGAUACUGGCGUUUGGGUUCUUUACUUCGGAUCAACCUGAUGAGGCUAAACUUAUUGCUAAGACGAAGAAACAGUAUGAAAAACACUUCACAGGGACUAAUUAUGGAGAAAAAUUGGUCCUCAAAGUAGCAAAAAGAAAAUCAGACCCUAUUCUAGCCUUCGCCCAACUAGGACCAACCUACAUGUCCUCAAACGUUGAUACAGGAGAACGUGACUGUUCGCAUUUCUUCCCGGAAAACUACGAGGACGAAGACGCGGAAAUAGCUCCCCUUCAACCAAGACACACUACUUUUAUUGAAGAUACAAUUGGUGAAGACCAAGAAGAGAUGAUAUUUGAAGGUGUGUUACACGGUGAAGAAGAAGAAGAUUUAGGAGACCUAGGAGGUGAAGUGAAGACAUACCUCCAAUGGAAAAUGAGUGAAUUAAUCUCUGUUGAAGACGAAGAAGAAGGUGAAGAAGGUGAAGGUCAAGAUAAAGCAACCACCCCCACCACCAUCAAUGAGCAAGCAAAAUGA
Molecule: messenger RNA, 1858 nt
Organism: Dalotia coriaria
Lineage: Eukaryota; Metazoa; Arthropoda; Insecta; Coleoptera; Staphylinidae
Product: thioredoxin domain-containing protein 3-like
Exons: 3
Coding region: 5-1858 (617 amino acids)
Source: RefSeq, a predicted model, not a curated record